AUGGUCAUAACAACUACCAAAACUUCGUGUGUUAAAUGCAAAAAAGUGAAAAACACAAUAAAAUGUAGUGGAUGUUCUCAAGAUUUUUGCUUUGAUCAUAUAGUUGAACAUCGUAACGAAAUAAAUGAACAAUUCGAUCAAUGUGAAGAUCAAUUUAAUGAAAUCAAAAUUAAAAUUGAAGCACAAAAAAUUGAACCACAGAACAAUGAAUUAAUGAAACAAAUCGAUAUAUGGGAAAUUGAAUCAAUUGAAAAAAUUCGACAAAUAGCAAAUGAAAUUCGUUAUGAACUUUCAUCAUAUAUAAUCGAUUUUACACUUGAUCUUGAUUUGAAAAUGAAACAAUUGACAGAAGAAUUGAUUCAAUGUCGUAAAGAAAAUGAUUUUUCUGAUUUAGAAAUUCAACGUUUUAAUGAAGAAUUGAAACAAUUAAAAGAUAUUCUUAAUAAUUCAACAGAUUUCAUAAUUGAACAAGAUCCAACAACAUUCAUCAAUAAAAUUCGUCUUACAAACCAAGCAACACUUUUACAUGAUGCUAAUGUAAAUGCAAAUGCUAAAUGGAUACAAAAUAGAAUCACUAUAACUGAAGAAAAUGACUAUAGUAAUGCGAUGGAUCAACUUUAUCAUCCUUGUGGUUUGUAUAUUGAUGAUGAUCAAACUGUUUAUAUUGCUGACUGCUGGAAUCAUCGUAUUGUGGAAUGGAAAUGUGGUGCAAAAACUGGUCGAGUUGUUGCCGGUGGAAAUGGCGAAGGAAACCGUUCUGAUCAGUUGAAUUAUCCGACAGAUGUUAUUGUUGAUAAAACAAGCAAUAGUCUUAUCAUUUGUGAUUAUGCAAAUGAAAGAGUAGUUCGAUGGCCUCGUCAAAAUGGUACAAAUGGAGAAACUAUCAUAUCAAAUGUUGGAUGUUAUGGAUUAGCAAUGGAUGAUGAUGGAUUUCUCUAUGUUGCUGAUGAAGAUGAACAUGAAGUUAGACGAUAUCGAAUCGGAGAAAAUCAAGGAACAGUUGUUGCAGGUGGAAAUGGACAAGGAAAUCGUCUCAAUCAGUUGUCUUCUCCUAGAUACAUAUUCGUCGAUCAAGAUCAUUCAGUGUACGUAUUAGAUUACGAUAAUAAUCGUGUAAUGAAAUGGAUGAAAGGUGAAAAACAAGGAAUUAUUGUAGCCGAUGGUGAAGAUGAAGGCUAUUGUCUUUCACAAUUGCCAAAUCCUUAUGGCAUUAUCGUAGAUCAGUUAGGUACUAUCUAUUUGGCUGAUCGUUCAAAUCAUCGAAUUAUGCGUUGCUCUCAAGGAGUUACACAAGGAAAUGUUUUCAUUGAUGAACAUGGUCAGGAAAGUAAAUCAAAUCAAUUCUUGGAUCACGUUGGUUUGCCAUUUGAUCGAGAGAGUAAUCUCUGUGUGUGUUAA
Rotaria sp. Silwood1 is the source of this 1398-nucleotide messenger RNA. NCBI's taxonomy places the organism in Eukaryota, Metazoa, Rotifera, Eurotatoria, Philodinida, Philodinidae. The record is from the annotation of a GenBank genome assembly.